Messenger RNA from Peniophora sp. CBMAI 1063, 1095 nucleotides. The record is from the annotation of a GenBank genome assembly. NCBI's taxonomy places the organism in Eukaryota, Fungi, Basidiomycota, Agaricomycetes, Russulales, Peniophoraceae.
AUGGAGGAAUCUGCUCGACCGGACCAGUCUGCUUCAUCUCUGAGGAUCAUCGAGAACCACGCCUUCUCGCUCAUGCUCGAAACCUCGCUGUACAUCGUAUACAUUGCCCUCGUUCUAUAUCUUGUCUUGAGCCUGUGUUUGAAUCGUAGAACAAGAACACUACCGACCGCCGUCUUGCUCUAUACUCUGCUCAUGUUCGGGAUAUUCUCGGCGUAUUGGAUUCUUGACGUGUACUUCCUCUGGGCAGAGUUCCAUUCGUUCUUCCUACACAUGUCGGGGAGCGCCGAUUUCCAUCUGAGCACAGAUGUUCAUUGGAAAGGAGCAUCUUGGAUCAAUCAGGACGGGCUUUUGAUGCAGUACUUCGCGCCUGUGUAUGCACAGUACAUCGUGCAGUUGAUACUGAUCCUACUCGGCGACUUCGUAUCAUUAUGGAGGGCUUACACCAUCUUCGGGCGGCCAAAAUGGCUCCUCGCGCUUGCGAGCUUCACUGCGUUUGUGGAGAGCGUGGUAUACGUCCUAAUUUUUGCAAGCUCUUCAGCGCAGUACUUAUCGCCCGCGGGCUCUUUGACUGGUUCCGCGAAGGCGCUCGGAGACGCGAGGACGCCCCUAACGUUCUUGGGGUAUGCUUUGACUGGCAUAGCUCAAUUGAGCUCCACCGCCUUCAUAGCAUACAAGGCCUGGAUACACUGGCAGGUCGUUCGCGAGUUCAUGGAUGGUUCUAGCCGACGACGUACUUUUGGUGCACUGGCUAUCAUCAUCGAGUCGGGAGUCAUCUAUGUGGUCUUGCUGACGUGGUACGGCGCUAUCACGUAUUUCGGGUCUUCAAGCUCGCUCUUGGUGUAUACAUGCAGGUUCUAUAGUGCACCGCUCAUCGCGAUGUAUCCUACUCUGGUGGUCGUCCUCGUUGCAUCUCGUCGCUCCGUGUUAGACCGCAGCAUCGUCUCUGCGACGCUGACUGAGAACACGCCGCGGCGUUUCAGCCCGACCCUUGUCGAUAGACGCCACGUCAGUAGGGGUAGCGUGCACGAGCACGCGCAUUCCUCGGAGUUGGGAUCCCUUCCCGGAAUUGACACUAACGAAAAGCUCGCAGUCUGA